CAGUGCCAGUGCAGGAGCAAUUUUUUGACAAUUAUGCACACACAGAAAACUAUCUUCAAUCCUGCAUCCCAUCGUUGAAUGUCCUUUUCGAUACGAGUACCGACGUCGACCCGGCUACUUUGGCGGGGCAGCCCAGCAUCUUUCGAGAAGCGUGUCCUCCGGAGUCGUCUCAGAACCCAGUUAGAUCUAGGCCUCCUUCCAAUUUGUGCAUGUUGUUCGCAUACAGAAUUUCUGAUAUGUGUAAGGUGACGAAAGCAAUGCAAUACAAUUAUAAAGAUUUCAACACGGAAAUGAUGAAGUCUUUUCUCCAACAUUCACAAACUGUCAUGGAUGAACAGAAAUUCUGUGGGGAAAUGACUGCUGCUCCACCACAGGGACAGACGUCAAUCACGCUCAGUCUGUCGGAGACCUACUAUAUGAGCCAGGCGGCCGGAGUGCAAGUAGCUCGACCAUUGCCGUUGGAUCCUUCUACUUGUUCACUUCUGUGGAAGUCAAUGGACUGUGACCAGCGUGAGCUUAACUCGAUCUGCCAGGUCUAUGCUUUCCUUGCUACGAUAGAAGGUCCUAUUUUAGAAAGCCAGAAAGUGACACUGGACACUCCUGGAGACCUUCAACCCAAUGAACCACAAUCGCCAGGUACACAAGCAGAGGAUAAUGCAUCAGAUCAAUCCAAGACCGCAAGCAACCCAGGCGAGCAGGGAAAAGGUGUGGAAGAAACCCCAGAUGCUGAAUUGCAGCGUCCAUCCGGUGAAGAUGCCCAACCUAAGAAUCCAGCUGAGGUCCCUAUCAAUGGAAAUCCUCUUGUCCGGAACCCAGAGAAUCCAGCUGAGUUCCCUAUCAAUGGAAAUCCUCUUGUCGGGAACCCAGAGAAUCCAGCUGAGGUCCCUAUCAAUGGAAAUCCUCUUGUCGGGAACCCAGGGAAUCAAGCUGAGGUCCCUGUCAAUGAAGUUCCUGUCGUGAAACUAGGGAAUCAAGCUGAGGUCCCUGUCAAUGAAAUUCCUGUCGGGAACCCAGGGAAUCAAGCUGAGGUCCCUGUCAAUGAAAUUCCUGUCGGGAACCCAGGGAAUCAAGCUGAGGUCCCUAUCAAUGAAACUCCUGUCGAGAACCCAGGAAAUCAAGCUGAGGUCCCUGUCAAUGAAAUUCCUGUCGAGAACCCAGGGAUUCAAGCUGAGGUCCCUGUCAAUGAAAUUCCUGUCGGGAACCCAGGGAAUCAAGCUGAGGUCCCUAUCAAUGAAACUCCUGUCGGGAACCCAGGGAAUCAAGCUGAGGUCCCUAUCAAUGAAGUUCCUGUCGGGAACCCAGGGAAUCAAGCUGAGGUCCCUGUCAAUGAAAUUCCUGUCGGGAACCCAGGGAAUCAAGCUGAGGUCCCUAUCAAUGAAACUCCUGUCGGGAACCCAGGGAAUCAAGCUGAGGUCCCUAUCAAUGAAGUUCCUGUCGGGAACCGAGGGAAUCCAGCUGAGGUCCCUGUCAAUGAAGUUCCUGUCGUGAACCCAGGGAAUCAAGCUGAGGUCCCUAUCAAUGAAACUCCUGUCGGGAACCCAGGGAAUCAAGCUGAGGUCCCUAUCAAUGAAGUUCCUGUCGGGAACCGAGGGAAUCCAGCUGAGGUCCCUGUCAAUGAAAUUCCUGUCGGGAACCCAGGGAAUCAAGCUGAGGUCCCUGUCAAUGAAACUCCUGUCGAGAACCCAAGGAAUCAAGCUGAGGUCCCUAUCAAUGAAGUUCCUGUCAUGAAUCCAGUUGAGGUCCCUAUCAAUGAAAAUCCUGUCGUGAACCCAGGGAAUCCAGCUGGGAGCCCUAUCAAUGAAAAUCCUGACGUGAACCUAGGGAAUCCAGCUGAGGGCCCUAUCAAUGAAAUUCCUGCCGUCAACCCAGGGAAUCCCGCUGCUUAUUGGAACCGAGAAGAAGAUGCUUCAGAGCAGCCACAAGCUCAAGUUCCGGAUAAAGCAUAUAGAAUUCCGAUCAAAUCUAAAGCAGUUCCCUUGAAGCCUGUAAGGAUAGCCGACCAUCCAGCUUGCAUCGCGGACGUUCAACAUAUUUGCCCUCGGAACAUGGAGAAAGGAAAUAAUUUUGCCGUUCUGGACUGUUUACAAAUGGCAGACAGUGAUAUAUCAGCAGAUUGUAAUCACUUUCUGUGGAAUUACAAGAAGAAUUUGACCACUGAUUAUCGCUUUGAUAAUGCUGCCGCUGAAGUAUGCAGAGAGGACUUGGCAAAGCUCCAAGAUUGCAGCGGCCUUGACAAAGGUAAAGGUCUGGUUCUCCCGUGCCUCCUCGAUCACGUAGAGGACAUCAGCAUCGACCAGUGCACCCAGUACCUUAAUAGGAUGAAGCAGAUCAUCUUCAGUGACUACAGGCUCAUCACAGGCUUCUAUCAGUCCUGCAAUGAUGACAUCGACAAGUUCAAGUGUGACGUCAUCAACGAAGAUGGGGUGCCUUCGCUUAACAAGCCCCAGCCACCACACUCCCAAGGUGGCACCAUCCAUUGCCUGGAGAAGAACAUCCAAUCCCUGGACAAGGCCUGCAAGCUUCAGAUCCUUCGCGUGGCUGAGCUCUCCUCCAACGAUUACCAUGAGGACAGGUCCCUCUUCUUCGCCUGCAAGGAAGAUCGGGAGAGGUUCUGCGCCUACUUACAUGCCGGUCAGGGCAACAUCUACAAGUGCCUCAAGGAACACAAGUUCAGUCCGGAGAUGAGCACGGAUUGUAAAGAGAAGCUUACUACCCGGCAGAAGGUUGUUGCCCUGGAUUACAAGGUGAACUUCAGGCUGCAGCGUCGGUGCAAGAAGGAGAUACAGAACGCUAGAUGUCAGGAAACAGCAGCCAAAACCAAGGAGGUCAAAUUGGCUGAAAUUUUGAUAUGCUUGGGAAGUGCUGGCAGAGCAGGACACAAAAUCAGCGGAGAAUGCCAGGCUGAGCUGACCGAUACCCGCAAGGAGAUCAUGUCCGACUAUAUGAUCAACCCUGGGCUCGUCAAGGCCUGCUCCAGUGAGAUUGAUGUCCAGUGCAAGGGCUUGAGACGAGAGGGAAAGACCAUCCACUGCCUCAUGGCGCUGGCUAAGAAGGGAGGUAUAUCGGCUGAAUGCAAGAAGGGGCUGUCUACUCUCAUGGAAGAGGCUGGUGCUGGAUCAGACUACAGAAUAGACCCCGCUCUUCGCAAUGCUUGUAAGGAGUCCAGAGCCCUUCUCUGCCCCAAGGAAGACGAUGCUGAAACUCUGUCUUGUUUAAUGGAUAAUAUUGAAGAUAACCAGAUGAUGGAUAACUGUGCUGAAAAGCUUUUGGAAAUACAAUAUUUCAUCUCCAGAAAUUUCAGGCUAGACCCUCUUCUCUUUAAAAACUGUGAAUCGGAUGCCGGAACAUUUUGCUACGAGGAGCAGUGGCAGGAAAAAGAGGAGACUCCCAGCGGACUUGUAUUCUCCUGUCUUCAUCGUCAUCUCCAUGACCACUCCCAACCACUUCAAUCCCGUUGUGCUGACCAAGUCCACCGUGUUCUCCGUCAGAGGGCUGUGAGCGUGUACCUCAACCCAAGGAUAGAAGAGAACUGCCGGGUCGAUUUGGGCGCGCACUGUAACGACAAGACCAAGAGAGGAGAGGAAUUGAGGUGCCUUCAAGACCACCUGGAUGAUCUGGGACAGAAGUGCAGGCAAGCUGUGGGCAACUUCACUGUGGAAGAAGCAGAAGAUGUGCAGAUGAACAGGAAGCUCAUCGCAGCAUGCGCUCCAAUGCUCAGGAAGUUCUGCCAGGAUAAGUUGAAAGCUAAGAGAGUUGAUGAAGGAGAAGCUUUGAAAUGUUUGAUAGAACACAAGAAUGAUGAUGAGAUGGAGGCUAAAUGCCAGGCCAGCAUUGAACAUUUUCAACUUAUUCAGUUGAAAGAUUACCGAUUCACUUUCAAAUUCAAGGAAAGCUGUCACAAAGAUGUUCUUAAACUCUGCAAAGGAAGCCGAGAUAAGCCCUCUAUCAUCAAUUGCCUGACCUUAGCUGUGCGUGAUAGUGUCUUACAACAAAAGGAACCACCUGUAGAUCCAGAGUGCCGCUCGCAACUUAAGUUUGAGUUACUUCAGAGGAAUGAAAACAUCAAGUUCGAUCCCGAGCUCACGAAAGCGUGCGGCGAGGAAGUCACCAAGCUUUGCCCCACGGUGACCCAGGGCAAUGCCAGGGUGAUGGAGUGCCUAUGGUCCCACCAGGAAGAACUGGGCAAUGACUGCCACGUCAAGGUCUUCAACAGGGAGAAAGAGAUGGCUGCCAAACCUGACAUUGAUUAUGCCCUCAUGCAUUCCUGCAAGAAAACCAUCAAGACCAAGUGUAAAGACGUAGACCCUGAUAAAUUGAUUGACUGUCUGAAAGAGCACAAAGAUGAUCCUGGUACAGGACCAAGAUGCAGGAUGGUGCUGAACAAGCGGCAGAUAGAGCGCAACUCUAACAUCAUGCUCAAUCCUCUGCUGCGCAAGGCCUGCAAGAUGGACAUUCCAAAGUUCUGCAAAGACGUGGAGAAUGAGAUGAAGAGUAACCCCACUGACAUGGAGGGAAAGAUCAUCGGCUGCCUCAGAGGGCAGUUCUCCAAGAGACAACCUACGUUAAGUCCGGCCUGUGACAAGCAUAUGGGUGGAUUGUUGAAGGAAGGUGCAGAGGAUUACCGGCUGGACCGCAACUUGGUCAAGUACUGCUCCCAUACCAUCAAAGAGAAAUGUUCCGAGGAGAUGGAUAACCCUGGAACUGGUAGAGUGGAGGAGUGCCUCAAGGCUCAUCUUAGUGAAAUCAAGGAUGAAAAAUGCCAACAGCAACUGGUAAAUCUUUUCCUUGAGGGCCUAGCCGAUAUCCAUGUUGAUCCUCUGCUCUACAAGGCUUGUGCUUUAGACAUCAAACAUUACUGUGCAGGCAUCCCACAAGGACAGGGCCAACAGAUUUCCUGUGUACUGGAGGCUUUAGAUGAGGAAGCAGUACAUUUACAACCUGAUUGCAAGAGGAUGAUGUUGGAAAGAAGAGAAAUGUGGGAAUAUGCUGCACGGUUGGUACCAGCCCUAAGUUUCCGGUUUUUCCCGGUUUUUGCGGGACAAUCCCGUACUCUGGGACAUCCUGCAUCCUUCAAUUUCCAUUAUUUUUGUUUAUUCUUUUUAUUCUUUUUAAUUUGUUUAUAUUUUUUGAAAAAGAAAUCUGAUCUUAAGCAUUAAAAAUUCUUAAUGCCUACAUGCCUAAAAGUGCCGAAACCCAUGAGCUUUCAGGGGCCUCAGGCAUUACAUUUCUUUGAUCUAUACAACCAGAUCAGAAAUUAACGACAUGGUGGUUUAGCCGGCACUAUGUGACAGCUACUUAAGCCUUAAAGGUAAUACAAAGUUUUGGGAAAUUUUGAAAAUUGGGUGGAAAGUGAAUCUUUACAAUUUUAUAUAUUUG
This is a messenger RNA of Strongylocentrotus purpuratus (purple sea urchin), 5376 nucleotides long. Its product is annotated as Golgi apparatus protein 1-like. Bases 210 to 5156 code for a protein of 1648 amino acids. The record is from RefSeq and is a predicted model, not a curated record. Gene Ontology annotation, cellular component: Golgi membrane. The transcript is spliced from 26 exons. NCBI's taxonomy places the organism in Eukaryota, Metazoa, Echinodermata, Echinoidea, Camarodonta, Strongylocentrotidae. Gene Ontology annotation, molecular function: fibroblast growth factor binding.